CUUCAUGCUCUCUCCUCGCGACGUUGUUUACUGUUGUGUAACAACAUGUAUUGUAUGAUUUUGUAUAUUUCGCAUUAGAUAUUGAGAUUGAGCUGUAUUUAUUUGUUAAGUAUAGUUCGUGGAAGGAAAAGUACAAACGAAAUCUAGGAACGGACACUGGAGUGAUGGCGAAGUACAUCGCACAAAUCAUUGUUCUGGGUACACAGAUAGUCGGCAGGGCAUUCGCUCGCGCAUUGAAACAGGAAUAUGCCGCAUCACAAGAGGCAGCUAAAAGAGCCGGUGGCGGCAUGGAAGGACAAAACCGUGUUACAGCUAAUCUUAAAAUGGGAAUGACGUUGGAAGAAGCUCAGCAGAUUCUGAAUGUUUCAAAACUCGAUAGAGAAUUAGUCCAAAAAAAUUAUGAUCACCUGUUUCAAGUGAAUGACAAGUCAAAAGGGGGAUCAUUUUAUUUACAAUCGAAAGUAUUCCGGGCGAAAGAGCGAAUAGAUCAGGAAUACAAAGCAAACAAGCCACCGGAAGAAGAACAAAUCAAAGCGGAGCAAAAAUAGGUUUAUUUCCAGUGGCUGUAAGUUUCGAUUAGAACCAAUUCAAAGCAUAACUAAAAAUCAA
Toxorhynchites rutilus septentrionalis is the source of this 609-nucleotide messenger RNA. It is a transcript of the gene blp, whose product is annotated as mitochondrial import inner membrane translocase subunit Tim16. The transcript is spliced from 2 exons. Gene Ontology annotation, biological process: protein import into mitochondrial matrix. The coding region runs from base 165 to 548 and encodes 127 amino acids. The record is from RefSeq and is a predicted model, not a curated record. Lineage: Eukaryota; Metazoa; Arthropoda; Insecta; Diptera; Culicidae. Gene Ontology annotation, cellular component: TIM23 mitochondrial import inner membrane translocase complex.